UUUUACGACAGCACAAAGAGUAGCAACAGGGCGUGGCCUUUGGCUGACGAAGGGGAAGGACAGCGGAGUAGCGAAGAUGGCGAAGCAAGGAGCGAAGUGGCGAAGCAAAUGUCAACACACACACAGCAUUCCAUUCAGCCAAACCAAAACACCCAACGCACCGCAGCAGCAGCUUUGCUUCUUCUUGUUGGCAUGGCUGGUCUGUAUCCGCUGUUGCUCCUUGCUUGCUUGCUGCACUUGUUGGCUGCUUGGUUGCUGUUGAUGUGAAGUUGACGUUGGGGGUUUGCCAAGCAAGUUUGUCAGAGUGGUCAGUCAGCGAGACGCACGCAAAGGAAGAGAGCAAAAAAGGGAAGGGAGGAAGCAAGCAAGAAAGAAGAAGAGGCGGGAGGUGCACAGCGACGACGGCGACGACGACGACUCACCGCGCCAAGCAAGCUAUCACAGGACGGCACGUUCAAUUCCAACGCACCCACAACAAGCACAGCAAAUAGCAGGAAACACGUCAGCCCGCACACACCAGCGACGACGUCUCUUCUUGCGAGGUGGCACCAAGCACAAAGCACAGGACGCAACAAGCAGUCGCAGGCCACAAAAGCGGUCGGAGCGCGUAGUAGGUGCAGGAUAACCAAUGAACAUGGAUGGAACUCAGGGGGCGCAGAUGGUCAUUGUUCUUGACCAAGGUGCGACCUUAUGCACCACCUCCAGCACGGACAAGCUUCCACACGACGACACCAACAGCAGCAGCAGCAACAACAGCCUUGAUCGACAGCAACAGCAGCAGCAGCAGCAGCAGGGCGUGGGUGGUUCGCAAGACAACAACCCUCCAUAUCGCACUCCAAGCUACAAGUCUGCCACUGCAAACGUCAGCAAGCACAGCAACGAGGCAAGCACAACAAACACAGCACAAUACCACCACCAACAGCAGCAGGAGCAGCAGGAGCAGCAGCAGCAGAGCGGUUCGGUGUCAACAAGAGUGACGGGUGCGGCCAACUUGCAGCUGCCAGUGACAUCAAAGACCAGGGGAGACACGAGCGGAGCCUCAUUCCGGUCCACAACGGCGCUGACAGACACAGAGGGCAUCUAUCACUUUGACACGUCGCCAACCACCCCAUACGACAACAACAACAACGACGACGACAACGACAACGUGCACAACAAACAGCGUGGCGUUGGCAGCAUUGCCGCCGUUGGUGGUGAACGUCGACUAAGCACAGUUGCAGUUGUGGAGAACGAGGCGUACGGUGGCAACGGUAAGCGCGAACGGCCGACAACAGCCCCCGCGCGUGCAGUCAGAUACGCGCGCACACGCGCGAGAACGGCAAGUGGAGGUGACAACGAGGAGGAGGAGGACGAGGACGACGACGGGUUGCUGGGGGCGAGUGGCGAGAGCGAAGAGCUGUGUGUAACGGGCGACGGAAACACACCAGAGCCAAUGCAGCUGCCGCGUCGACUCUCAGAGGCAUUCAACUCGGAGCUGUCGACCGACUUUCUCAUCUACCUCAACCUGCAGACAAGCAAGAUCAGGAAGCGCGCGAGCUCCAAACGGCGCAGCAAGAAGAGGGCAUCGAGUCGACGCCGACGCCGACGCAGCAGCGCCGUCCACGCGGCCGAAUUCGCGCUCAUCGACAUCCAGUCCCGCGAGGGGAGCCAGGCAUCCUUCCGCAUCCCACGGUCAUCGGCCGGCACACGUGACGCGGUUGCACACACGCACGCACGUGACAACGACGACAACGACGAAGAGCAGCAACUACAGGCCCACGCCACUGCUGCUGCGCCCAGCGCGGACAUGCUCGCCACGUGCAACGACACGCAACGACCUGCAGACGCAGAGCGUGUGCCAUCUGACACGGAGAUGCAUUUGCGAGCGCUGAGCACGAUGAAGAGCAGAGAGGCGGCGUGUCGGGAAACGGUCAUUCUCGGCGCUGACGAAUUCCUGCACUCGGAAUCCCUCAACGAUGACUACUCCUCUCUCAAGACAGAGCUCGUCACACUGCGCCGACAGCUCGCUGAGCAGUGCGAGGUCAAUUUUCGACUGCAGAGGAACUUGCACACCCUCGACGACAACAUCGGACUCCUCAUCCACCACCGCAUCACCGUGGAGGACAUUGAUGUCAAGUUGUUCAACUACACAUUCACGCUGCACAAAGGCAAAGUGAUCACGCCGAAGCAGACGCGCGUGUACGGGCAGCUGUUCAAGAUCUUGCAAGAGAAUCCCUCAUAUGUCGCCCAGCUUGCACACAAGCUCAGCAUCUCGGAGAUUGACGACUUCCUGCAAACAGUGAUGUUUUCACUCUUUGGGACCUAUGAACCGCGGGAAGAGCAUCUGCUGCUGAAGAUGUUCGAGCACGCUCUCCAGCUGGAGUACAGCAACGCAAAGGACCCUGGAUCCGUGAUGCGCUCCAACACUGCCAUUUCGCGGAUGAUGACGACAUACACGCGCCGCGGUCUUGGCCAGCAGUACCUCAAGGACGCCCUCAAGGCACAGGUUGAUCUGGUGUACAACCUCGACGAUGUGCCGCUUGAGACAGAUCCGGCGAAAGUUUAUCGCGAGCUGGAGGGCGACAGCGUCGACCUUCCCCCCAUGCCGGCUUCAUCGGAGGAGACGUUCAACAUCCCGCAGGUGAAGGAGGCGGUUGAAGAGCGAGCCGAGAUGCUGCAAGAGCUGACAGACAGAUUCAUCAAAGCCAUCGCCAGGAGCGUCAACACCAUUCCGUAUGGAGUGCGGUGGCUGUGCAAGACCAUCCGCAACCUGUGCAGGUCCCGGUUCGAGGGCGUCAACAGAGACGUCAUCUAUUCGCACGUCGGCGGUUUCUUCCUCCUCAGAUACAUCAACCCGGCCAUCGUCUCCCCAGAGGCGUUUGGCAUUGUGCAUCGCAAGCCAAGCUCGUACACGCGGAAAACACUGACGCAGAUUGCAAAGCUGUUGCAGAAUAUUGCAAACAACACUGCAAACCGAACGGUACUGAUGACGAUCCUGAGACCAUAUGUGCAGCAGCAGCGCGCACAACUCAACGCCCUCUUCGACGACAUCUGCGACGUUGAUGACUUCUACGACGAGCACAAGUUGGAGAUGAUCGAUGCGCUGACGUCCAUGGAUCGAACACUCUCCAUCACGCCCAACGAACUCUCAUCCGUUCACAAGCUCCUUGUGAAGUAUGUUGGGCAGCUGGAUUUGGAGGCUGCCGAUCCGCUCGCGUGCAUUAUGCAAGAACUGCCACCGCCACCGGACAGAAUUUCCCGCGAUGACAACGCAGUCUUUCAGCUCAAACUUGAGAGCCGGUUUGAGCCCGUUGUGCGGCGCGGCAGCAAGCUCUCCCUCGAGGCACACGAGGUCAGCCCUGAAGUCCUCAUUCGCAUGAAGGAGGAAAUUGCCAGGACGAAGAAGGCCAUGCUCAGCAUGAAGGACAAUUUCAUCCGCCUCACGGAUCGUCUCGAGUCGUACCAGCAAUAUCUCGACAACGUCCGGGGACAGAGCGUGAGUGGUAGUACGCUUCAGACCGAGUUUGCGAGUGUGGGAUACACCGAGAGCCACUCUCGUCGUAGGCGCCACAGAUACCACACGCCAAAGGUGGGCAAUCAGGGGAGGGAGUACGAAAAAAAGACAUCGCAGGGCCGCCCCGCACCCUGUCUAUGUACAGUGGAGCGAAAAGAUAGGAGCCCCUAG
Messenger RNA from Salpingoeca rosetta, 3664 nucleotides. RefSeq lists its product as uncharacterized. The record is from RefSeq and is a predicted model, not a curated record. Gene Ontology annotation, biological process: regulation of actin cytoskeleton organization; regulation of GTPase activity. Gene Ontology annotation, molecular function: GTPase activator activity. The coding region runs from base 629 to 3664 and encodes 1011 amino acids. The transcript is spliced from 21 exons. NCBI's taxonomy places the organism in Eukaryota, Choanoflagellata, Craspedida, Salpingoecidae. Gene Ontology annotation, cellular component: cell cortex.